Pelobates fuscus (common spadefoot toad) is the source of this 408-nucleotide messenger RNA. It is a transcript of the gene MRPL53, whose product is annotated as mitochondrial ribosomal protein L53. Gene Ontology annotation, cellular component: mitochondrial large ribosomal subunit. Bases 27 to 353 code for a protein of 108 amino acids. The record is from RefSeq and is a predicted model, not a curated record. The transcript has 3 exons. NCBI's taxonomy places the organism in Eukaryota, Metazoa, Chordata, Amphibia, Anura, Pelobatidae.
GUUGCACCAGCAGCGCUUGCCGAGUAAUGGCUGCCUCCGGUAAGGCCACUCUGGUGCUGAAGUCAGUGAAGUCCAUCGCUAUCCGUUUUUGUCCCUUCGAGUCCAACGUGAGAUCUGCGAGAGAAUUCUUGGAAGCUAUAAAUUUUAAAAAGGUUCGUACGACAAACCUAAAGUGCCAGGUGACUGUAGAUGCAAGACACGAUCAGUCUGAGCCUCAAGUAGACAUUCUGUUUGAUGAUGGUGAAAGACUCUUGAUAAAGUCAGCCAAUGUGACAUCCAAGGAAAUGCUGUCUGCUUUGAAUGCUAAAUGUGUGUCCAAAGACUCCCAGGCAAAAGAAACGGGGAAAAAAUAGCAAAUCGAUAGCUUUUUUUUUUUUUUUUUUUCGCAAACCAUUAUAAUCAAGAAAA